Molecule: messenger RNA, 516 nt
Organism: Aspergillus tanneri
Lineage: Eukaryota; Fungi; Ascomycota; Eurotiomycetes; Eurotiales; Aspergillaceae
Exons: 2
Coding region: 1-516 (171 amino acids)
Molecular function (GO): heme binding; monooxygenase activity; oxidoreductase activity, acting on paired donors, with incorporation or reduction of molecular oxygen
Source: RefSeq, a predicted model, not a curated record
AUGGAUGCCCAGAUUUCAUCAUUUUUUGGUCCACGGCUGCUCGAGCUAGAGCCAAACCUCCGAUCAAUCCUCAAGCGGGUCUCGUACAAACUCCCAUCUGUUCUGGUCAAGCGUGCAACGCGGCUCCGAGAUCGUCUUGUUGGCGUUCUCACUCAAUACUAUUCCCUGCCCGCGGAACAGCGGACGGGGUCGGUCGCAUUCAAGGAAGUCUAUGAUGACUACAGGCAUGCAGGGCUAUCUGAUCGAGACAUUGCCGGCAUCUGGAUGAUUGCCCAUCUAUUGAACAACCCAACAGUUGUCAAUCAGAUUCGAGAAGAGAUUGCACCUAUGAUGAACGAGGAGGCGUUCGGCCCGCAUAUGCAUACGUUCGAUUGCUAUCGGUUUCUCCGAAACAAGUCGCUCCUGCGGAAAGUAGAGUUCCGCGGAUUCGGAGGGAGGCACCACUUUGUGCAGCGGCAGAACUACCGGCAGACACCAUGUUCUCGCCUUCUUGGCUAUACUGUUGUGGAGAUAUAA